CACUGUGGUGUUUAUGUAGCUAGCCAAGGUCUCUGCAGGAAGUUAAAAUCUACACUUUUGAGUACUGAUGUUGCUUGUCUGAACUCGUUUAGGUCUCCUGACUUGGGUGACAACCUGCUGACCAGACCUGGACAACCCACAGUGGCACGGAUACCUCCACCUAUCUUGCCAAGACCAUCCCAGCAAACAGCAAGCAGCAGUCUGAGCGCUUUCAGGCCAGCAUAUAGCAGCUCUUUUUCUCCAGGCUAUGGUUCAUACGGAACCUCUUUUUAUGGAAGCUAUAGCCCGUACAGUUACGGAUAUGGUGGUUUGGGCUACAACCGCUUCCGCACAGAUGAUAUUCCUCCCAGCAGGUUUGUCCAGCAGGCUGAGGAGAGCAGCAGAGGUGCCUUCCAGUCCAUUGAGAGCAUUGUGCAUGCCUUUGCCUCGGUCAGCAUGAUGAUGGAUGCAACCUUUUCAGCUGUCUACAACAGUUUCAGAGCUGUGUUGGAUGUGGCCAACCACUUCUCCCGCCUCAAAGUUCACUUCACAAAGGUGUUUUCAGCUUUUGCUCUAGUAAGAACUAUCAGGUACCUCUACCAGCGCCUGCAGCGGUUGCUGGGGCUGCGCAAGAGCUCUGAGAAUGAGGAUUUGUGGGCUGAGAGUGAGGGGACAGUAGCUCAUGUUGGCGUUGAAGACAAGAUGGCUAGCACUGCCAAAUCCUGGCCCAUUUUCUUGUUCUUUGCUGUGGUCAUGGGAGGUCCCUACCUGAUUUGGAAGCUUCUUUCUACAUACAGUGAUGAAGAAACAGUGGCUAGUAACUGGAUGAGUGGACAAGAUGACCAUGUGGUUGGAAGAGCAGAAUAUGACUUCAGUGCUCUCUCAGAAGAAGAGAUUUCUUUUCGUGCUGGUGACAUGCUGAGAUUAGCCCCCAAAGAACAACAACCCAAAAUCCGUGGUUGGCUGUUAGCUAGUUAUGAUGGCCAAACAACAGGACUUGUGCCAGCUAAUUACAUCAAAAUCUUGGGCAAAAGAAGAGGGAGGAGAACAGUGAACCUGGAAAAUAUUCCGAAGCAACAGCCAACCGUUCCCACCACAUCUGUGAGAAAAGCUGCUGCUGCUGCAACUUUAGAGGAGCAGGAAGCUGCUUUUGAAACUGUUUUUGCUGGAAGUAAUAAAGUUCCUGUUGCAUCUGACUCCACUGUGGUUAGUGGAGAGAAACAGGAGCUCUGA
Molecule: messenger RNA, 1212 nt
Organism: Acanthisitta chloris (rifleman)
Lineage: Eukaryota; Metazoa; Chordata; Aves; Passeriformes; Acanthisittidae
Gene: PEX13
Product: peroxisomal biogenesis factor 13
Exons: 3
Biological process (GO): protein import into peroxisome matrix, docking
Cellular component (GO): peroxisomal importomer complex; peroxisome; peroxisomal membrane
Molecular function (GO): protein binding
Source: RefSeq, a predicted model, not a curated record